This is a messenger RNA of Diaporthe citri, 1011 nucleotides long. RefSeq lists its product as uncharacterized. The record is from RefSeq and is a predicted model, not a curated record. Lineage: Eukaryota; Fungi; Ascomycota; Sordariomycetes; Diaporthales; Diaporthaceae. The transcript is spliced from 2 exons. Gene Ontology annotation, molecular function: hydrolase activity, hydrolyzing N-glycosyl compounds. Bases 1 to 1011 code for a protein of 336 amino acids.
AUGCACUUCAGACACAGUCUGGGCCUGCUUUUCAGCGCCACAUGCGUCUUCGCUGCUCGGAAACGUCUCAUCAUCGACACGGAUCUGUACAGCGAUGUUGACGAUACUAGUGCCUUACUGCUGGCUGCCACUUCACCAGACGUGGAGCUUCUCGCCGUCAAUGUAAAUUAUCCCUCCAGUUAUUCAGCCGUCGCCACCUCCACGAUUUUGGCGCAUUACGGUCUUGGCGACAUUCCAAUCGGUAUCGCUCGCCCAUUCACUGACGAUCCGUUCUUCGACGACCGGUACUACGCGCGUGGCGAGUACGCAAGCAAGAUUGCUUACAACUGGCCGAACGGAAGUAUCCCCUGGGGUCUCGCCGACAACGCAUGGGACCCUGUAGUGCUGUACCGGAAGCUGCUGGCUGAGGCUGAAAACGCCAGCGUGACCAUCGCGUCCAUCGGGUUUCUCAACAACCUGUCGGGUCUACUCAACUCAACAGGCGACUCUUACUCUCCGCUCAGCGGGCUAGAGCUCGUCGAGCAGAAGGUCUCGGAGCUGGUGGUCAUGGGCGGUGGGUAUCCCUCGGGCUACGAAUGGAACUUUCGCGGCUUCAACACAUCCCUGACGCGCCAUGUCAUCCACUCGUGGCCGGAGGAUGGCCCCAUCGUCUUUCUCGGCUACGAGGUGGGCGUGGACGUCGUGACUGGCGGGCUGCUCAUGAACAACGGCCCCAAGAGUGAUCCCGUCAGGAUGGCCUACAUCUAUUAUACGUACUUUGCCGGACGGUCAUCCUGGGACCCAUUGACCGUACUGUACGCCAUUCACGGCCUCGGCGACCUGUUUGAGCUCGGGAACGAGUACGGGUACAACUUCAUCGAGCCCAACGGGACAAACCAAUGGGUUUGGGACGAGAGCAGGACCAACCAACACUUCCUACGGCUCAAGGUGGACAAUGAGACUGCUGCUGCCAAUCUGGACAAACUUUAUUAUGAAGGGUCGUUAUCAGCAACGAACCUUACUUCCAAAUAA